Messenger RNA from Brassica napus (rape), 964 nucleotides. RefSeq names its product glutathione S-transferase F12. Gene Ontology annotation, cellular component: cytoplasm. Gene Ontology annotation, molecular function: glutathione binding; glutathione transferase activity. NCBI's taxonomy places the organism in Eukaryota, Viridiplantae, Streptophyta, Magnoliopsida, Brassicales, Brassicaceae. Bases 213 to 854 code for a protein of 213 amino acids. The record is from RefSeq and is a predicted model, not a curated record. The transcript has 3 exons.
UAGUGGAACAACCACCACAUGCUUUACCCAACCAAGCCACAACAACCAGCUCUUAUAAACGUUUUAGUCUAAUAAAAUGCCAACACAUCUACCCAUACUUCUUCUCAAUUAUAAAUAAGAUCGAUAAACACAAAUUUAAAAUAACACAUAUAAAUUGAUCCUUGCUUUUUCUUAUACUAUUAAAUACAAAAAAAAAAUUACAAAGUAAUAGAAUGGUUGUGAAACUAUACGGACAGGUUACGGCAGCUUGUCCUCAAAGAGUCUUGCUUUGUCUUCUUGAGAAAGAAAUUGAAUUUGAGAUUAUUCACAUCGAUCUUGAUACACUAGAGCAGAAAAGACCUGAACAUCUUCUUCGUCAGCCAUUUGGUCAAGUUCCAGCCAUAGAAGAUGGAGAUUUCAAACUUUUUGAAUCUCGAGCCAUUGCGAGAUACUACGCGACCAAGUACGCGGACCAAGGCACGAACCUUUUGGGCAAGUCUCUAGAGCACCGAGCCAUCGUGGACCAGUGGGCUGAUGUUGAGGUCGGUUACUUCAACGUGCUGGUACACCCUUUAGUGAUGAACCUAGUCAUCAAACCGAGGUUAGGCGAAGAAUGUGACGCCGUUUUGGUCGAGGAGCUCAAAGUGAAGCUCGGGGUGGUCUUGGACAUAUACGAAAACCAGCUUGCUUCGAACCGGUUCUUGGCUGGUGAUGAAUUCACUAUGGCUGAUUUGACGCAUAUGCCUGCGAUGGGGUACUUGAUGCGUACCAACAUAAACCGGAUUGUUAAGGAUCGGGUGAAUAUGAACCGGUGGUGGGAAGAGGUUACGGCUAGACCGGCUUGGAAGAAGCUUAUGAAGAUGGCUGGUUUCUGACUUAGCUCAAACUUAUGAUGAUCCGAACAAAAUAAGUUUCAUAUUUUCUGUUUCUUCUGUUUGUCUGACUUUCGUACGUUUCAAUAAUUAAAUCAAUUUACUUUUGAAGA